This is a messenger RNA of Ectocarpus siliculosus, 2161 nucleotides long. NCBI's taxonomy places the organism in Eukaryota, Phaeophyceae, Ectocarpales, Ectocarpaceae. The record is from the annotation of a GenBank genome assembly.
ACCAACCAACCAACGUGCUCUGUGUCAGCGCACCUCAGACAGUAAUAGGUGACGAACACCAGAGGGUGAGUGCCUAAAGGCUGAGACCGCGAGUAGUUCUGAGUCCAGGCGCCCCCAGUCUUAUGGUCGGUCCAUUUUUUUCUGCCGCACGGAAAGUCGAAGAAAUUUGUUUUGUAAUUUUCUGAUUGAUUUUCAAAGAAAGAGAGAUGGUGGGCGGGCAGUUUCGCCCAAGGGAGGCAGGGGGACCAGCGGCAGCGACGGGCGGUCCCGGGGCGGAAGUGAUUGCUGCAGCUGUCGCAGCGGGGGUAGUGGUCGGCGUGGGUGGUCUCAUGGCCGUCCUAUGGUGGCGAGAACGAAGCUCGAAGGUGGCAGGAACAGCAGCAGCAGUGGCGGACAGCAGUGCGGCUUGGCGUGUGGAGAGCGGCGAUGGGCCGCCCCGCCCGCCAACGGAAGGGCUAGCAGGGGCUGUUGCGGCCGGAAAGCGCCUGCCCGCGGGGUCGUGGCACCAAGCAGACAUGACGCCACCCCUCCCUGACGAUGUGGUAAGGCUGCUGCAGGCAUCGCGGCUGUGCUUCUUGUCCACCUUCAGCAACGACCACCCUCACCUGUCGCUCAUGAACUUCACCUACCACCACACCGACGAGGUGAUAAUUCUGUCCACGCGACGAGACACAAAAAAAUUCCAGCUGGUGCAGACGGGGCGUAACGUAGCACUCUUGGUUCACGAGUUCCCCGACGCAGGCGGCAGCUCCGGCGGCGGGGGCGGGGGCGGGGGCGGGGGCGGGGGCGGUAGCGGCGGUAGCGGCAGCAAGGUGACCAUCACACUCAACGGGACGGCAACGAUUCAGGAAGGGGAGCAGGCAGAGCGGUACAGAGACCUCCACGCCAGGAAAAACCCCAACUCCAAGACCUUCAUCUUCGGCCCCAACAUCGCCAUCAUCACCGUAAGGGUGCGCUCCGCGCGGAUCUGCAACGUUCGCGACGAGGUCACCGUGUGGAACAUCGCCGACUCUCAGUCAAGCGCGUAGCGUAGCAAACACCGUUUCGGUUGGUUCCUUCCGGCCGUGUAGUUUUGUGGUCCCCGGGGGGGCUUGGUGGUAAUGGUCCUCAGACCCUUGGGAGGCUGUGCCUUGCUCGACGCGCGUGCUGGUUGUCACGGGAGUCAAUGUUCCGGCUGUGGUGAAAAGGGGCUUGGAUUUCAAGGCACCCAGGACGACUUCGAGUGCUCAGGCUGUAGCCAAUGGGCAGCUAGAAUUUCAUGGCACCCAGGUCGGCUCUAGUCCAGCGUCGUCAUACAAAGUUGGUUGUUUUUGCUGUUGUUGUGUGGACGCUUGCUUGGCGGGCACGGGAAGGGCGUCAAUGCGACAGACUCGCAUGCUUUUUGCUUGUCCAGCGGCUGCUGACGAAGCUUUGGCGGACAUGCGAUCGCUCGCUCCCGGCCUCGUGAGGCUUGGAACGGGAAAUCACGGGGCCGCGUGUCAGAAGGAGCGGGACUAUCAUCAUCACACGCUGGUUUAUUUCACUCAUUUUUUCCUGUGUCGCUUCUUUUUCGAACAGACUUGUGUGAGGAUUUAGAAGAAGUAGCAAAUUAAACUUUUGAACGAAGAAGACGUUUCAUGCCGCACGCGACUUUGACCGCGGGGUGUUAGCGCUUCGCCAGCCGUAUGGCCAGCGGCCACCCAUUUAGAUUCGUUCGGCUGGUCGUGCAGGCGUUUUCGUGAUGUCUGUGCGUCUUGUGAUUUUACACGGUGCGGUAGACGGAGAUUUUCAUAGUGUUCAUGCUGGGAAGUCGAUAGAAUGUUGGAGCCGAUGAUCGUCGGUGUAGCCGCCCUUGGGAUGCAACUGCCCGUGGCCGUCCUAAAUAUUUAUCUUGCCGCCCAUAGAAUUGGGGCGUGAAUGGCGACCUCUUUAUUGUUGGCAGUGUUUUUCUGCGUUGGUGGCCCCUCUUCUUUUUUUUUUUGCCGCAGGCGGUGAUGGGGUCAAUCCCACGUUUGGUAUCCCGCGCCCGAGAAAAACUGCCCCCUUGCAGGCUUUCAGACAGGUUGGUAUUUUAGGAUGCUGCAGGGAGAGCGGACGGCGUGUUGUGGAAAGUGCGCUAGACUAGAACCAACACUGUCGUUUCGUUGCGCGCCAGAAAUAGCAUCGGUAUGAGGUGUUGGAC